AUGCUUUUCGGAGCUCCUUUGCAGCUCGAAGGGUCCGCGACGGCUAGCGUUUCCGAUUCCGCCCAGAUGAGCUUCUCCGAGCUGGGGGGAGGUGCCUACCCGCCUAGCACGACAUGUGCUCGCCCGCCACAAGAGCUGCCACCAGAGGUGCCAGCUAUGCAGGAAGACACCUUAGACUACAUGAAGCCUGCGGAGGAAGCGCAUUACAACUUCCGAAACCUCCCGCUGGAAAUCUUCGACCAUGCAGAGGACUUCGAAGUCAAGACUCCGCAGGAGUGGAUGGCGGAGGUCCAAAAGGACGACCGCAGACCACAGGCCUGUGUUGUACACUACAAAGCCAAGAAAUGGAUCAUGGCUCCAUGCUGGGUCCUCCGCUAUGAAGAGGCCAUCAACAGAUAUAUUGUGGAAAUGGAGGAUGCUUCUCAGAAGAAAGUGAAGCGCCUCUCUCUCCGUUUCAACGCCGAAGAUCCGGCCAACUUUGAGCGGCGCGUAGAGACAUGCAGAGGGCGCAAGGCCUGGUGCGAACUCCAAGAGGCUUUUAUAGACUACAUCGAGCACAAGGAUGACAAGCUCGUCACCCCGUUUUCACGCUCGAUGAAGGAAUUCUUCAUCAGAUCUUGUCUUGAGAAGUGCAGCCUUGACGAGCCGAACAGCCAUGCCAGCACCAUCCGUGAGCUCAUGGCAGAAGUCGAUGCGAAUUACAUGCUCUCGAUGAAGCUGUUCAAUGUCAAGGUAGAGCUGAUACCGCUCAUGAGCACCAAGGAAGCUUACCUUCCUGACGAGUCGAACACCUUCUCUUUGAAGUUUGCGCCCGUGAUGCAGAGCUUCCUGCCAUCGCCGUGUCCAGAAUCCGGUCUUGUGGAACAUGCGAGACCAGAGAUGCGCGUCCAGCAGCUCGUGGCAGAGAUGCGGCAGAUGCCUCUCCUGGGCAGCAGCAUCUUUGCCAUCACCUGCCAGGUGUGGCGCCGGUACAUCAACGAGGUUGCUAGAAUGGAGCUGGUAGACACCACGCGCGUAGGGGGCGUGGAUGUGACCCGACAAAGAAAGCUCAUCAAGAAAGCCGAUUCGAUCAUCUUCGAGCCGCAGGACAUGUUCGAGCACCAGAAGAGCCACAUUGAAAGAAUAACGAACCACCUGAAGCGAGGGUGGCGCGACUACAUCAUUGCGGAGGUCUUGGAUAAGCUGUCCGACGACUACAAUUUCUUUAGCGAUGAUACAGAGAAGCACAUGCAAAGCCCUUUGCAUGCAUUGCUCCGAAAAUUAGAUCUCAUCAUCAACUCGCAGCUUCGCUGGUUUGUCCAGAAUUCAAUGGAGAGUUGGUGCAACUUUCUGAACACUUUCGUACCGGAUCCAAAGACGAAGCGGCCCACACCGUUGAUCUAUCUUGACAUCGAGGCUGACAAUGACGAAAUCUACCUCGAGCCAGAACCACAGGACUUCCUCAACGAAUUCGAGAGCAUGCUCCGAGAUGCCACUAAGAGUAUUAGCAUCGUGAAAACCAUGGAAGCCGAGCUCAUGCCUUUCACAAAUAUUGAAGAGAAAGUCUUGUACACCCCGGAGUGCAGCCCUGAUGGCGACGAUGUCGAGUACCAACCGUGGCCUGGCAUGGCCACGGGCGUUGACUUCCGCAGCAACUUCCAGAAGCGCUUCGCUGCUCUUCAGGAGAAGCUUGCGCAGGCCAGUGAGCGCAGCGAGCGCUCCGCGGGUGCCAAGGAUCCGGACCAUGGCUCGGGCGAGGCGGCACUUCGAUCCACGAAUGUGGAUGAAGUACGAGAGAAGCUGCUGGCAAAAGCCGUUGCUGCCGGUCGACUGCCAUCCAGCGCUGCCGAAGCAGGAGUGCGGCGGACCAGUUUGCCACUCGUUUACGACGGACAUUCUGAUGAGGUCAGGGCUGCGGUUGAAGAAGCAGGCCUUCCAGCAGAUGCAGCUGCGCAGCUGUCACAGCUGGCCGCAAUGCGGCGGGCUGAAAAGGAGCAGCGGGCGGAAGAGCUGCAAAAGCUAGCAAAGCAAGCGGAGCAGAUCCAGGCGGCUUUGGCGCAGGGCAUCCCAAAAGUUCCCGAGCUGCCAAGUGCACCGGAGUUGGAGUCGCAGGCGGAGCGCCUGCGAAAAGUCUGGGAGGCACAGCAAAAGGUUGAAGCAGACCUUCAAGACCUGAUCCGUGGUUCCGCCGAGCAGAUGGGCAAGGGCAAGGGCAAGGCCUCCGGCAAGUGGCCAGGGAAGGGUGCUGCAACUUUUGCUGGAGAGCAAACGGCCUUCUUGCCGCCGCAACAACUGCAGGCAUCCCCUGGCCGUCCUUUGGCGAGGCCCAGCAUGGCCGGCAGGCAGUUGGCCCCUAGCAACUUCAGGAGCCCAGCGGAACUCCAGGCCCUGGCAGCAGCCCAGGGUCGGCCGCCCGCGGGCCAGGAGCAGGGCCAAAGACACAUGCCGAUGGCGAUGCCGGAGGAGCCUCGGGUAGACGCCUCCAGAGCUGAUGCCUGGCACGCGGCUGCUGAG
This is a messenger RNA of Symbiodinium sp. CCMP2456, 2493 nucleotides long. The record is from the annotation of a GenBank genome assembly. NCBI's taxonomy places the organism in Eukaryota, Dinophyceae, Suessiales, Symbiodiniaceae.